Messenger RNA from Coffea eugenioides, 2956 nucleotides. RefSeq names its product kinase-interacting protein 1. NCBI's taxonomy places the organism in Eukaryota, Viridiplantae, Streptophyta, Magnoliopsida, Gentianales, Rubiaceae. Gene Ontology annotation, molecular function: actin binding. The record is from RefSeq and is a predicted model, not a curated record. The transcript has a single exon. The coding region runs from base 80 to 2755 and encodes 891 amino acids.
ACAACUCAAUCAUUGUCAUGUAUUAGUAAAAUGAUACAUUCCCUUGCGCAUGUACGAGUUUUGAGUGGUAAUUAUUUGGAUGCUAUGCUACUUACUAACUCUUGAUGGCUUCGCAGAUAUGGAAGAGAAGGUACAAUACAUCCUAAAGCUCAUUGAAGAAGAUGGAGAUUCGUUUGCCAAAAGGGCAGAAAUGUAUUACAAAAAGAGGCCAGAACUGAUAACUUUUGUGGAGGAAUCUUAUCGAGCUUUCAGAGCCUUAGCCGAACGCUAUGAUCACUUGUCAACAGAGCUGCAGAAUGCCAACAAUACCCUUGCCACACUCUUUCCAGAUCAGAUUCAACUAGCAAUGGAUGAUGAGGAUGAUUUUUCUUCUCCUAAACUACCAAAAGGUUUUCCACAAGUUCUAAAUGCAAAUGCUCCAACAGUUCCUAAGGUUCCAAAGGCUCCUAUAAGAGAUUGGAAGGGUCUCAUUAAUGCCUCAAAAAAUUUAAAAGCCAAGAAGUUGUCAAUAGCAGAUGAGGCUAAGAGGACAGAUGCUAAAUCUGGUUUGACCAAAAGUGAAGCUUUUGCUGAGAUUGAUAAGCUUCAGAAAGAUAUUUUGGGAUUGCAAACUGUUAAAGAGUUUGUGAAGAGCUCCUAUCAAAGUGGCCUUUCAAAGUAUUGGGGAAUUGAAAAUCAGAUCAUGGAAAAACAACAAAGAGUCUGCAGCUUGCAAGAUGAAUUUGGUGUAGACAAGGUCAUUGAAGAUAAUGAGGCUCGGACAUUAAUGGCUGAAGCAGCUCUCAAAUCAUGUCAAGAAACCUUGGUUCAGUUGCAGGAGAAGCAAGAGAAGUUUAACCAAGAGGCAAGAGAGGAAUACAAAAAGAUUGAAGAUGCUCGUAAGAAACUCAAGUCCAUCAGGCGGGAGUUUCUUCACGACCAAACUAUUGAUGAAGAGGAAAAGGCGAAUGAAAAAGAAGAUAAAUCUGCAACAGCUGGAGAUAAGGCAGAAAGGUCGAAUCAAGAGGUUGGUGGUGCAAUCAAAGAAAUACAGGUGAAAGGAAUUGAGGUGGGCUCUUUGGGCUCUCUGACGGUUUCACAACUAGCAGAGAAGAUUGAUGACCUUGUUAACAAGGUGAUCAACCUAGAAACUGCAGUGUCAUCUCAGACUGUUCUUAUAGACAGGAUGAAAACAGAAGCAGAUGAGCUUCAUUCACAAAUCCGGGUAUUAGAGGAAGACAAAGCCAACCUGAUUCAUGACACACAGAAUUUGAAUACCCGGGUGAAGAAAAUAGAGGACAAGUUGCAUGGUAUCCAAGAUCUUAACCAAAAUGUUGAGAAGCAAAAUAACCACCUUCAGACAAACUUUGCUGAGGCAAGAUCUAGUCUUGGUCAUCUGUCGGAGAAGCUAAACAGUGUGAAACCAGAUGAAGAAAUAGAGAUUACCACCAUUACAACAGAGAGAAGUGAUCCAGCUAAUGCUGUUGAUGAUGCAGAAUGCAGAACAUCAAACAGUGAAGACAUAAAGGACAUCAAAGAACAGGAUUCUGGAGAAUCUGUGAAUGACCAAGGGCAAGAAGGUCAUAAGGCUGCUAAGAAGACCGUGACAUUUCAGAAUCCAAUAGCAAAGAUAAGAGUUGAUGAGAACAAUGCAGCCAAAAAAGGAGAUCUUUCCUCAGCUGGAUCAAAAGUAGAGACAGAGAAAAAAGAUGACUUCAACUGGCAACAAAUGCUGCUGAGCGGAAUGGAGGAUAAAGAGAAGAUUCUACUGGCAGAAUAUACAACAAUUCUCAGGAACUAUAAGGACACCAAGAAGAAACUGACUGACAUGGAAAAAGCCAGGAAUCAUCAAUUUGAACUGGCAUUGCAGAUAAGAGGAUUGAGGGUUACAGUUGCAAAGAGGGAUGAAGAAAUUCGAUGCUUGCGAAAGAGGUUGGAUGCUCAACAAGGUGAAGGUAGGGAUGUGAAGGAAGAUGAUCGAAUCCUCAAACCUGAAGCAGGAAGUACUAAGGAUUUAGCAUCAGAUGUUCCUCUGGUAGACAAUGAAGAUGAAGCUAUAAAGUCAAUCCUAAUGGAACAGCCUAUGGUCAUGUCACAGGUUGAAGAAAAACUCAGGAUGGAGAUUGAUGCAAUAUUGGAUGAGAACUUGGAUUUCUGGCUAAGAUUUAGCACUACAUUUCAUCAGGUGCAGAAAUUCAGAACCACAGUCCAAGAUUUGGAGCAAGAAAUAUCAAUUCUAAAGGAAAAAAAGAAGCAAGAGGAGAGCGCCAGUGACCUGAAAUCUGAAGUCCGACCAAUAUACAAGCACCUGAAAGAAAUCCGGGCAGAAUUAACCGUGUGGUUAGAGCGAAGUGUAGUGCUUAAGGCUGAACUUGAACGGAGAUUUUCAUCAUUAUGCAGCAUCCAGGAGAGGAUCACAACUGCUUUAAAGGAAGGUGUCGAAGACGAAGAAAUUAGAUUCUCCAGCCAUCAAGCUGCCAAAUUCCAAGGGGAGAUUUUGAACAUGAAACAAGAAAACAACAUGGUAAGCGCGGAGUUGCAAGCAGGCGCGGAUCAUGUAAGUAAACUGCAAACGGAAAUUGAUAAGACCCUUAGGAUGUUGGACGAAGAGUUUGAGCUUACUGUGAAUAAUCAACCACAAUUAACCCAUACAGCUAGUCGAUCAAAAAUUCCAUUAAGAUCAUUUAUCUUUGGAACUAAACUAAAGAAGCAGAAGCAUUCCAUCUUUUCAUUUAAUAGGAAGUAUCAGACCCUCAGAGCUGGGCUACCUCUGUAGAUCUUUGUAGUAGUUAUUGUCUUUUCUGGAUUCUUUUUUUUUUUUUUCCCUUUUCUCAUCCUGGAGAUUAUUACUGUAAGUAAUCUGCGGGUAGAUAAAACUUUUUUUUUCCCUCUUCCAGUCAGAAAAUAUUGUUGGACUGUUACGUCUUGUAAGGUUAUGCCCUGUAAGUUUGCAUGUGUGAAAUGGGAUUUUUGACCA